Molecule: messenger RNA, 207 nt
Organism: Protopolystoma xenopodis
Lineage: Eukaryota; Metazoa; Platyhelminthes; Monogenea; Polystomatidea; Polystomatidae
Source: the annotation of a GenBank genome assembly
AGUGCGAAUGCAUUUUUGGCUCAGCGGAUCAGCAGCAUCAAUGCUGUCUCUGUGAUUUGCGAGGAGACUGGCGCCGACGUUCGCGAAGUUGCUAAUGCAGUCGGCAAAGAUCAUCGGAUUUGCCCUAAAUUUCUUAACGCAAGCAUGGGAUUCGGAGGUAGCUGUUUUCAAAAAGAUCUACUCAACAUAGUGAGUUGGCCGAUGUAG